Marmota monax (woodchuck) is the source of this 6529-nucleotide messenger RNA. RefSeq names its product inturned planar cell polarity protein (gene Intu). Gene Ontology annotation, cellular component: cytoplasm; cilium. Gene Ontology annotation, biological process: vesicle-mediated transport; establishment of planar polarity; nervous system development. Lineage: Eukaryota; Metazoa; Chordata; Mammalia; Rodentia; Sciuridae. The record is from RefSeq and is a predicted model, not a curated record. The transcript is spliced from 16 exons. Bases 212 to 3040 code for a protein of 942 amino acids. Gene Ontology annotation, molecular function: protein binding.
CUCGCGGAGAGUCAGCUCCUCACCCAGUCCAGCCCGGCCGUGCUCCGCGGGCGGCUUCCUCGUCGCCCCGGCAACCCGGGUCUCCACCAAUGGCAGCGGCGCGGCGCGGUCACGUGGUCCCGCCCCUUCCCCGGCGGCAACAACAUGGCGGCCGCUGCGGUCGGUGGCGGCGGGGUGUGAAGGCCCCUGCGGCGGCCGUGCAGCCCUCACGAUGGCAUCGCCGAUCUUGGGGGCCUCGCGUGGAAGCCCGGACGCGCUCCCCGCCGACUUCGCUUCGCAGGAAGACGAGGAGGGCGAUUCUGCAGACUGGACGAGCUCCUCGGGCUCCUGCGCCUCGGCCAGCGGCGCUUCCGAUGAUCUGGAGCCUGAGUGGCUGGACAGUGUGCAGAAAAAUGGAGAACUGCUGUACUUGGAGUUGAGUGAGGGUGAAGAGGAGAGCCUCCUUCCUGAGACACCAACUGUGAACCACGUCAGGUUCAGUGAAAAUGAGAUUAUCAUUGAAGAGGAUGACUACAAAGAAAGAAAAAAGUGUGAACCCAAACUCAAGCGAUUUACCAAAAUUUUAAAAAGUAAAAGACUUUUACCCAAGCGCAACAAUAAAAAAAAUAGCAGUGAUAAUGGGCCAGUAUCCAUUCUAAAGCAUCAGUCCAAUCAGAAGACAGGAGUCAUUAUCCAACAGCAGUACAAAGAUGUGAAUGUUUAUGUGAAUCCCAAAAAGCUCACCGUCACAAAAGCCAAAGAACAGCUCAGACUUCUAGAAGUGCUGGUUGGAAUUAUCCACCAGACCAAGUGGAGCUGGAGGAGAAGUGGGAAGCAGGGCGAUGGAGAGAAGCUUGUGGUCCACGGCCUGUCGCCAGGAGGGUCUGCUAUGAAGAGUGGUCAGAUAGUAGUUGGUGAUGUCCUUGUUGCUGUGAAUGAUGUUGAUGUGACCUCUGAGAACAUAGAGAGAGUUCUGUCUUGCAUUCCUGGACCUAUGCAGGUGAAACUGACAUUUGAAAAUGCGUAUGCUGUAAAAAAGGAAACACACCAACUAAGAAAGAAGAAGGCACAGUCUAACACAAAUGAUUUAGUCACACUGCUGUGGGGAGAAGAGGCUGGGAGCAUCCCGCAGAAUAUGGUGAACUUGCCUCACAUCAUCAUGUACCUCACGCUGCAGCUCGACUCGGAGAUCUCGAAGGAAGAGCAGGAAAUUCUUUAUCACUAUCCAAUGUCUGAAGCAUCUCAGAAGCUUAAAAGUGUAAGAGGAAUUUUUCUUACACUCUGUGACAUGCUGGAAAAUGUAACUGGGACACAGGUUACUAGCUCAUCUCUCCUUUUAAAUGGAAAACAAAUUCAUGUGGCUUAUUUGAAACAAUCUGACAAGUUGUUGUUAAUUGGCUUGCCUGCUGAAGAAGUUCCUCUUCCUCAGCUAAGGAAUAUGAUAGAAGAUGUUGCCCAAACUUUAACAUUUAUGUAUGGUUCUUUAGAUAGGUCCUUUGGCCAGGUUGAGAAUGCUCCUCGUUUGGAUCAUUUCUUCACCUUGUUCUUUCAAAGAGCGCUGCAGCCUGCCAGCCCCCCUCCCUGUGCCAGUCCCAGUGCUUGGCAGAACGAAGCUUCCAGUGCAGCGCUUUUAGACAACCUCCCUGGAGUUCGGUGGCUCACACUUCCACAGGAAAUCAAGAUGGAACUAGACACAGCAUUAAGUGACCUGGAGGCCGCAGAUUUUGCAGAACUGUCUGAGGAUUACUAUGACAUGAGACGGCUAUAUACAAUUUUGGGCUCUUCUCUAUUUUACAAGGGUUAUUUGAUAUGCAGUCAUUUGCCUAAGGAUGAUCUUGUUGAGAUUGCCGCGUACUGUCGCCACUAUGGCCUGCUGUCUUUAGCAGCAAAACAAAGGAUUGGUCAGUUGAUAGUAUGGAGAGAAGUGUUUCCUCAACAUCACCUCCAGCUUUCUGCAGACUCAAGCACAGAAGCCUUUCAGGAACCGGAAGGGAGAUAUUUUUUGCUAAUUGUUGGAUUGAGACAUUAUAUGUUAUGUGUGCUAUUAGAAGCUGGAGGCUGUGCAUCUAAAGCUAUUGGGAAUCCUGGGCCUGACUGUAUAUAUGUGGACCAGGUCAGAACAACUCUUCACCAGCUGGAAGGAGUAGACUCCCACAUAGAUGAACACCUAGUGUCUUCUCCAGGCCCCUGUUUGUCUUGUGCUGACUGGUUCCUUUCUGGAACACGUGAGAAAACUGAGAAUUUGACAGCUUCCCCUAUUCUCAGCAGGCUGCAAGGUCCUUCCAGGACAGCAGCCUCUCCAACAUGCAGAAGAACCCUUUUUGGUGACUAUUCCUUAAAGACACGUAAGCCCAGUCCCUCCCGAAGCAGUGGAGGAUCUGACAAUGGUUGUGAAGGUGGAGAAGGUGCUGGCCUUAGCCUCCACACCACACCGGAUGCAAUACAAAAGCAGAGAGACUUUCAGGGCUCUGAUUGCUCAGAAGAAAGUGGAACCUUGCUUAAGAUCACUAAAAAAAAGUCUACCCUUCCAAAUCCAUUUCAUUUGGGAAAUUUGAAAAAGGAUCCUUCAGAAAAAGAAUUGGAAAUAUAUAACACAAUGAAAUUGACAUCUGGUCCUGAGAACACACUUUUCCACUAUGUUGCCUUAGAAACAGUUCAAGGAAUCUUCAUUACUCCUACCCAUGAAGAGGUGGCACAGCUCAGUGGCUCUGUCCACUCACAGCUAAUAAAGAAUUUCCAUCAGUGUUGUCUUUCCAUUCGUGCAGUUUUCCAACAGACUUUGAUGGAAGAGAAAAACAAGGCACUAAAUGGUGGAGAUCGUGCUGAUUCUACAAAUUCGCUGUCCUCUCUUAACCCUGUGAAGGAAUAUGGUGUGUUAUUUGAAUGCUCACCUGAAAACUGGACUGAUCAGAAAAAAACACCACCAGUUAUGGCCUACUGGGUAGUAGGGAGACUCUUUCUUCAUCCAAAACCUCAGGAACUUUAUGUCUGCUUUCAUGACUCAGUCACAGAAAUUGCCAUUGAAAUGGCUUUUAAAUUAUUCUUUGGAUUAACCUUGUAGUUGUGUUUUGAUGAUUAAUAGCAACAUGAGUGACAUGUGGAACAGUGUUAAAAUUGCUGAAAUCAAUACACAAGAGAUAAUGUUUAUUUUCACUGUUCAACAUUGAACAUAAUAUUGUUAUUGAGAUGAAAUGCUGUUGGACUUGAUGCAUCAAGCCUUUUGUAGUAUUGUGAGACAUUGGAGAAGAUAGUUGAUUGAAAUAUAUAGAAGGGAGUGUUAACUUAUUGCCAUUUUGGUAUAUAAUAUUAAUUUAUUGACUAGUUUGAAAUAAUGUAAAUUGUUUCAUAUAAAGUUAAUAUAGAAAAUGUUUAUUUGGGAAAACACCCAAUUUGUUGUUUAUUUUUCUCAAAACUAGUAUAUUUGGUCAAAGAAUCUUGAAAUUAGGAGGAGGUGACCAGGUUCUGUAAUAAAUUAGGGCGGUGACCUCAUGCAAGUUUUUGCACCUCUGAGGUCAGAGGUUUCAUGUAUAAAUGCAAUAACCUAUUCUGAGGUUUUAUGUAAAAUGUGCUACCUCCCCUCGCCCUUGCCUUUGGUUAGUUCCUAAAUUUGUAAUGUCCAAACACUGAUUUCUUUAUAGGUCAAGUGCUCUUCACUAGUAUAAGUAUUUGAGUGGAUACCUCACUGCAGAGGAGAAGGGAAAGAUGAAAAUCAAACUUAGUUUUUACUUAUUUUUCUUUACUCUUUUAGAUAACAAUCUUAGUCUAUUUUGACUCAGAUAUGUUUUUUAAAUUAUUUACCUAUAAACAUUCAUUUUUAUUUUUAAGGAUAUUCAAAUAUACAUAUACAUAUUUUAUAUAGUUCAUGAAAUUCAAGACAGUUAUAUGUAAAUUGUUUUUAAAACCAAAUCAUGUUAAAAAUACUGAAAAGAAUAGCUGAAGAAAUCCUAUGGUGACUUCUUUUGUAAAAUGCUCACAUUUGACUUACAAAUAAGGAUCAUUAUAUAUUGGGUUUUCCAUAUGGGGAACACUUGGAUGAAUAAGAGUUUAUUUGACCUUCCAUAGAGAAGAAGAAAAAAAAAAACUAAUUGGAUAAGAAUUUUCUUUGGCAUGAGAAUUUGGUAGGUUAAGGGAAAGAAAGGAAGAACAUAACAAAUACUGCAUUUGUAGUUACCAUGUACCAAGUAGGUCCUUCAUCCACCUCAGAUGCCCCCAAAACUUAACAAUACUGGGUUGUUUUUCUUCAAGACUUAAGUGUUGGAAGAGCUGUACCAGCCCAUAUAAAAUCAGUUUCUGCAUAUCACCUGCUUCAAACAUGAGCGCUUCAGCUUGGAACUAAUUACAGAACAUUGUGGGUGCACCAUUUAAGUCACUGAUCUUAGAAAAAAAUACUGUUAUCUGUCAUCAGUCUAAAAGAUUUUCAUCUGAGUAUUUAAGAUGCAAAUCCCUGCAUAUUUAUUUCAUUAGGUACUUGGGGGCCUUGAUUUUGACAUUCAAAUCAAGGUAAGAAAUCUUAGUUCUUGAAAUAAUGUAAAAAAUAGCUUUAAAUGUCUUCCCCUUAGGAUCACAAUACUGAGCUGCAUGGUAGACUUUUAAACUCUGUUGUAGGACUGCUUGUGUGCAUAUGUGUGUAUUAAGGCACUUUAUUUAAAUAUAGUCAUUACAUGGCUUAAGUUUCUGUAUGUGUCCUCCCCAACUAUCAGCUGUUUCUAAUACUGGUAGUUAUUAAUAAGUAGAGCCAUCAAUCACCUCAGGUUUUUGACAGACUGCACCAAGACUUGAUAUUUUAACACAAGGAACUUUCUUUCAUUUAAUGAAAUUCUGGUCUGCUUUCUUAGUAUCAAGCAAUCGUGAGGCAUCACUCAAUAACUGAAAUAAAAAGGCAAAGCAGACUGCUGGUCUUUUUUGUUGCUGUUCUUUUUUAGUUAUAUAUGACAUAGAGUGUAUUUUGACAUACGUAUACAUGGUGUAUAACUUCCCAUUUUUGUGGUUGUACAUGGUGUGGAGUUACACUGAUCAUGAAUUCAUAUGUGAACAUAGGAAAGUUAUGUCUGAUUCAUUCUACUGUCUUUCCCAUUCCCGUCCCCGCUCUAUUCACCUUAUUGCCCCUGCUGAAUCCGGUGAACCUCCGCUCCCCACCCCCUGCCUAUUGUGAGUUAGCAUCAGCACAUCAGAACAUUCGGCCUUUGGUAUUUGGGAUUGGUGUAUUUCACUUAGCAUGAUAGACUACUGAUCUUAAUAAAAGAGGACCGUCUGCUAUGUUGUAGGGGCACUGUAAUCGCCAUGUUGUGGAGACUUGAACUUUUAAGAAAUAAAACCAAGCAUUAUCUUGUUUUUCAUUUCUAAAUGAAUUAAACAUUAUAGGUAAACUUCCCCAUUUUUCAGAUAUGUUCAGAUUUACAUUGAAGAUAGACCAAUCUAAUUAUUUGGUAAUAAAGGGGGACAGAGUGACAGUGCAGAUACUCCAGAAAUAUGCUUUAGCAGAAAUUUCUUAAAGUUAUAUUUUAUGGGUGUCUUGCUGAUCUUGCCUUCCAUUAAAGACUAUUAAUGUGAGAAACUAAAACUAGCGUUUUUAUUCUAAUUUGUUAUGUAUGACAGAAUGCAUUUCAAUUCAUAUUACACUUACAGAGCACAAUUUUUCAUAUUUCUGGUUGUACACAAAGUAGUGUCACACCAUUGAUGUCUUAAAACAUAUGCUUAGGGUAAUAAUGUCCAUCUCAUUCCACCUUUCCUACCUCCAUACCCCCUUCCUUCCUCUCCCUCCCCUUUGCCCUAUCUAGAGUUCGUAUAACUAGCAUUUUUAGAAAUAUCAAGUACUCUCUUAUUGCUUGAUAUUUUAAAAAAUAUUGGUACUGUCAUAUUGCUUAUUGGUUAGUCCCCCCCCCCAAUUACAUUGUAGACUCUAACUUUCUGUCUACCCAUUGCUGUUUCUCCCUCCACUCUUUCCUUAGCUCUUCCUUAUUUCUUUUUGUCCUGUCACAGAACUAAACCUGGCAAGGGAAUGUUUCUUGUUUGUGCCAAGGAACUAUAGAUGAUGAUACAUAGUGACAAAAUAGUAAUUUGGCAGUACCUGCUUUUUUCAUGUUUCUAAUACAAAUUGUGGAACAGAUUUUGCUGGUUUGUGUGCUUUGACCAUUAUUCAUUGUAUUUGUUAGUUCUCUCUAAAUAACGACUGGGAUACAUUAUGUAUUAUUAAAGUGUCAGCUAAUACCACCGUUUAUGAUUACUCUCAAAUAUCCAUUGGUUGAAAACCAAGGGAGUGAGCUAAGUCUUACCCGUGACUGUAAAACAUCUUGGAAAGAAGCUGAGAACAAUUAUUCAUUAUAAACAGUUUUAAGGACUGUUAAAACUUUGGAUAUUUAAAAAUACACAAUUCUGAUUCUGCAAUCUGCAUACAGGGUAAAAAUAACCCACUUAAAUCAAAGUGUGAAAUAUGAUAUGUCAAGAACUAUGUAAUGUUUUGAACAUUUUUUUUAAAAAAUACACAGUUCUAAGUGCUAUUAAAAGUUUAACCUGUACACUGUAUGAAAUAAAAAAAAGUUUAACCUGCAAA